Molecule: messenger RNA, 2247 nt
Organism: Aspergillus mulundensis
Lineage: Eukaryota; Fungi; Ascomycota; Eurotiomycetes; Eurotiales; Aspergillaceae
Product: putative C6 transcription factor
Exons: 4
Coding region: 1-2247 (748 amino acids)
Biological process (GO): DNA-templated transcription; regulation of DNA-templated transcription
Molecular function (GO): zinc ion binding; DNA-binding transcription factor activity, RNA polymerase II-specific; DNA binding
Source: RefSeq, a predicted model, not a curated record
AUGAGUGAUCCCUUCCCUUUUUCACCCACCCCGUCGUCACAGUUUCCAGAAAAUGAACCGAUUUAUGGCUGGAUAGCGCCUCCUUUUCCGCAAAAUUCCUUUGCGCCUCAAGGUCCGUCCGAGGCGACAUCCAACCAAGGUGAAAUUUCGAGCGCUUCCGUUGUCGUCCCUCCGGAGCACUCUCAGAACAGCAAGGUCGCGAUUCCGCGGUCAGUGAGCUCAACCGCGGUCUCGACCAGAGGGCGAGUCAGUCGAGCCUGCGAAAAUUGCCGUGAGCAAAAAGUGAAAUGCAGCGGGCAACGUCCAUCAUGUCAGCGAUGUCAGGAAUCGGGGGUCCAAUGCUCGUACGGCGAUCGAAAGCGGGAGAAGUUGGCUAGGCGACUAAGUGACCUCACUGCGCGGGUCGAAUCCUUCGAAAAUUUGCUGCAAAACAUCUAUCCAAAUCUGGACUCUCUGUCCGCUCAAUAUGUUGAACAGAUUCUGAGCGAUCAAUACGACAACGACCAACCCCCGAACCAUUUGCCAUCAGAACUCCCCUCUCCUCUUUUCAGCACUGAUCCGGGAUCUGCGAUAGGCGCGAUCGACUUUACCGAUGAAGAUUUCAACCGUGAUGAGAAAAUACAAGCCAUGGGCUUUGUGGGAGAGCAUUCAGAGAUCGCGUGGAUGUAUAGGCUCAAAAAGAUCCUCCACCAUUUUGAGCAUGGUCCGCUAGGCAAAGGCCUGGAUCGCAAUUAUGUCACCACGGUGAACUACUUUCUCGACGAUGCCGAAGUAGCCGUCCUCGACGAAGUUGACUUGUUUCAACGACCACUUCCCGCGGUUGCUGACCGUCUAGUCGAAAGCUAUUUUCACAUUGUGCAUCCGUGUUUUCCAAUCGUCAGCAGGGCCACUUUCUUGGGUCAAUACAAAUCUUUCUAUUCUACCCCCUCUGUCCGACCCGGGAAACGGUGGUUGGCGAUCCUCAAUCUGAUAUUCGCCAUUGCUACGAAGUACGUUCACGAUUCCGCGAAGGAUACGGAGGCCAAUGCCCACGACCAUACCAUCUACUUCUCUCGAGCGUGGAAGCUCAGUAUGGGCGAUGUUACCUUGCUACACCACCCAAAUCUCCAACAGGUACAGGUUGAAGGUUUGAGCGCUUUCUAUCUCAUGACGGUGGGCCAGGCCAAUAGGUCUUGGAGGUUGUCCGGGAUCUCGAUACAAUCAGCUGUCACAAUGGGGUUGAAUCUUCGCAACGAGAGCAAUAUCAUACUAUACAGCUCGAGAGAGACUCGUUACAGGGUCUGGUGGGCUGUUUACGCACUCCAUGUGUUGCUGUGCGUGAUGACUGGGCGUCUCCUAAGCAGCACCGAAGAUGCCUGUACCACCCCUCUCCCAGUACCAUUUGUUGAAGAAGAAUUUUCGCGCGGCGAAGUUGAACAGUUGAUCUCAGACCAUGAGGCGCGAACGGUUUUUAUGCGUAAUCUGGUGUCGCGAUCCUCGGCACAAUCGGCAGAAAGAGCACUGAUACCUGAGUCGACCAGGCGGCAGUCUCCCAGCCCUGGUAAGCAAAGUGACCGAAUUGCGUCCGCUGCUGCCCGUAUUCUCACACCGAACGUUUCAUUGCAUUUCCUCUACUUCGUCGAGCUGGGGUUAAUCAUGCGAAGGUGCAUCGACGCUUUAUAUGCCCCAGGAGCAGGGCGUAAAUCAUGGCGCUCAAUUGAAAUGGUCAUCUCCGCGUUGAACAGCAGAGCGGACAGUUGGCUCGCUAAACUUCCCGCUGAAUUCCAUUUUCUCCAGGGAACCUCGGCCUGUGAAAGAGAAAGGCUCAGUCUUGCCUUUUCCUAUUAUAGCACCAAGAUACUUAUCACCCAACCAUGCCUUAGCCGCAUCCUUUCGCAGGUCCCAUGGGAUAUUCAAAGCGAGACCUUCUGCACCACGGUGACCGGAAAUUGUAUCGACAUGGCUAGUCUAAUGUUGGAGCUCCUCCCUGAUAGCCUAGACCUCGCUUGGGUAUAUCGGAUGUCUCCUUGGUGGUGUAUCGUGCAUUAUAUCAUGCAAGCCAUCACGGUCCUUCUCAUUAGCCUCCUCAUCAAAGCGAAAACGAAUACUAUUCAGGACUCGAGGACUGUUGACAACAUUUCUAAGGCGGCUGGCUGGCUUUCUGUCUUGGCCGUCAAGGACCCGUCAGCACAACGAGCUUGGGCCGCGAUCCAGGACCUGUUGUCCCACCGUGAAAUUGAGAAUGCGAUGAAAUCAAAUCAGGGCUGA